Molecule: messenger RNA, 6901 nt
Organism: Cotesia glomerata
Lineage: Eukaryota; Metazoa; Arthropoda; Insecta; Hymenoptera; Braconidae
Gene: cic
Exons: 19
Coding region: 478-6645 (2055 amino acids)
Biological process (GO): regulation of transcription by RNA polymerase II
Cellular component (GO): nucleus
Molecular function (GO): DNA-binding transcription factor activity, RNA polymerase II-specific; RNA polymerase II transcription regulatory region sequence-specific DNA binding
Source: RefSeq, a predicted model, not a curated record
UAAAUAAAAAGUUUUAAAAGAAGACGAGAACGAAGAAGAAGAAGUAAGAAGGAAGGAAGUGAUGGUGCGCGUGUGGAAUUAAAAACAUGUGGCUUGAAAAGAUGUCAAUAAUUCGGUGGUACGUCGUCGUAGUCAUCGGAGACUCGCGGCUUGUGCACGAUAAAUUGUCAAAAAAGUGGAGAAAAGUAUAAAAAGUAGAGGUCAGGUGCAAUUCAAAGAACCUCAAUCUGUGGGAGUAGAAUGCUCGGCAGCUGGGGUUGGAAUGAAAAUUUAGAGCUAGGAGUUGCCGAUAGUUCGUCGGUACUAUUACUAGCCACCAAAAGUGAUAUAAUUGAUUUUGAAUUAACGCAUCCUGUCCCCGACAGUCGGGUGCUGAGGUAUGCACCCAGUUAUUGUCAAUACCCCACUACAGAGUCACUGUACACCGGUCAUGAGUCUCUCAAAGACCGCAUGGACUAGCAGCAUGAGGUGGCGAAUAUGCUGACAACACAUCCAGAGAUGCACGAAAAGCGUGACUCGUUGAGCAGCGGGUGUGUUACAAUGGAGGAAAAAAUGGUGAUCGAGCAGCCACCGCUUCCACCCCACCGGGACCCCUCGGAUCCGACGAUAAGCGCUAAAAAGCUUCCAAAGAAGAGAAAAUUUGAUCCGUCGGAGCUGGAGGAAAUGGACAACACGAGUAACGUAAUAAGCAACGUAGUCAGCUUGAAUACCAAUCCAAAUAAACAAAUUGUUUGUGGCCCGCAGACAAUGAUUCAACCUAGUAUUCAAAUUCCGCACACGAUGUCAUCGCUGACCCAGUCUCAGCUCUCGCCUCCACAGCCGCACCAUCAGCAGCAGCCGACGCUCCUUCAUCAGCAAUCGGAUUGUUAUCAAUCCACCCAGACUGUGGUUCAACCACCACCUCAGAGCACCGCUGUUGAUUAUUCACUACGCGAGGAACCCUCAAGAUCGCGUCCGCGACCUACCCCGAUUCUUGAUCUCAGUGAGUGGCGCGAUCACCACGUACUGGCUUUGAGAGACUCGCGCUACUACCCGGGUGUUAUCAAAGACGCUGGUCAAGGUGAAAUUUAUGUUGAGUUUGAGGGUGAAAAUACUUAUGUGAGGUACAGUGAUGUGUUAGGUGCUGGUAAAUAUGAUAUUAUUAGUGAUGCUAGCCCGUCAGUAGGACAAGUUAAAAUGGAUGCUAAAGUUUGUGUUAGAUAUUUAACUACGGGUACAUCGUUUAUUAACGGGACUGUGUGCAAAAUAUUGACAAAGCCUCAGCCGAGUUUUGUUGUUAGAAUUCAACGUGAUGAUGACAAGGAUGAUACAAUCCUGGUUAAACGAGCGGAUUUGAGGCUUGUUCAGCCUCCCUGGUGGGAUGAACUUGAAGAGAGUAUGAUGGAGAAUGAAUCGAGAAGAAUUGAGACUGUUGUAGAUCAUGGAUACAGAAAUUCUCUAGAGGCUCCAAUGCAAAUUCUUAUGCAUCACCCUUCUCACUUACAAGGUCAUAAUGACUCUAGUGGAUAUUACCGUACUACGGGUACGAGUCCUCUCAUGACAAUUAGUACUCCAGUGCACUCUGCCAAUGCGACACUGAGCAACGGCAGUAGGCCAUACGAUGAUCUGGAGAGCGAGGAUGAUCUCGACAGAGAGGAUAUAACAUUUCCCUCAGAUGCAGAUGCAAAAUUAUCAGGAAGCAGUAAGCGGAGUAGUAUGCAGAGCCGCGGCAGUACCAGUAGCUUAGUGGAGCAGCGUAGUAUAACCCCCCGUUCUCAGGCAGCUACACCCAGAUCUCAGGCGGCAACGCCACACAAAUACAAAAAGGGUGACAUAGUGGCCACUCCAAAUGGAAUUAGGAAGAAAUUUAAUGGCAAACAAUGGCGUCGACUGUGCAGUAAAGAAGGCUGCUCAAAAGAAAGUCAACGGCGAGGUUAUUGUUCUCGUCAUUUGAGUCUCAAAGGAUCGGGCUUACGUGGACCUGCAAACGCUUUUCAUGGCGGUGGCGAAGAAACAUCGAGAGAUUCAGAUACGUCGCCUAAUUACACAGACCGACGAAUGGUGGCGGGACGAUUUGAUCCGGAAGAAACAGAGGCCGCCAAUAUGCUCGUAUCUCUUGGCAGCUCACGUUCAGCAACGCCAGCAUUUUCAUCGCCAACUGCUCACUCUUCCAUAUCACCUUGUAUAAGCCAAUCACCAGUCCCGCCUCUAGGUUUAAACCAAAAUAACGUAUUUAUGCCAAUCUCCAGUCCAGCGCAUCAUCCUACGUCUCUUAUUUCACCUGGUGCUAAAUGGAAACACUCUCCAACACAGCCAAACUUUACUGUUCAAUAUCAGCAAGUAAUAAAACCUGAGCCAAAUCGUAUGGUCAGGCCAAAUCGACCUCCUCAGACAGCUCCAGCGCCUCCUAAUAUGGGAACCAGUGUUAUACGAAUCUCUCCUGUUGGUCGCGCUGUGCCUAUGCAAAAUUCUACUAUGACUUGGUCUGAACAGGGUCCACCGUCUCGGCAUCCUUCGGUCGUGACAUCUAUUACCCAGCAGCAACAGCAGCAGCAGCAGCAGCAGCAGCAACAACAACAACAACAACAACAACAACAACAACAACAACAACAACAACAACAACAACAACAACAACAACAACAACAGCAUCAUCAUCAACAACAGCAACAGCAACAUCAGCAACAACAACAGCAACAGGGAAUAAUUCUCCAGCAUGCACUUACGUCUAACAAUGGAUUUGCAAAUCACCCGGAGAUAAAUGAACAGAAUUCCCAACAUAUUAAAUCACCGCAUUCGCCGCACAUUUCGCUUCCAGCGCCUACUUCUACACAGAAUGUAAGCCUUAUUCAUAAAUCUCAAGAUAUACCCGUCGACUAUGCUCAGCCCCAGUUAUCGAAUCAAUCAAUUUACGGUUUACAAUCUCAGCAUCCGCAUCAACAAUCUCAGCUUCUUCUUCAUCAUCAUCAUCAUCAUCACCAUCAUCAUCAACAUCAACAACAACAGCAGCAACAACUGCAACAGCAACAACAACAACAACAACAACAACAACAACAACAACAACAACAACAACAACAACAACAACAACAACAACAACAACAACAACAACAACAACAACAACAACAACAACAACAGCAACAACAACAACAACAACAGCAACAACAACAACAACAACAGCACUUGUCACAGUCGCAAGCACAACACGAUAAGAAAUAUCUUGUUAUGAAGAACGGAACAGAAGUACAGUCGGUGCACAUCGCGCAAGAUGAUAAGUACCGACAAGGUAUGAUGAAUCAUAUGGAACAGGUGCAGUCACAAUUACAUCAACCGACAUGCCAACCACCACAGUCUAACGUGAUACCGUCCGUUAAUACUGAUAAAAUGUCAAUAAUACCACAGCCGGUGAGUAAAGUAGUUGGUCUUCACGUAACUCCUGUUGAUAUAUUAAAGACUCAACCGAUGUCAACCAGUGUAGUUAUGUCAACAACAUCAGCUAUUACAAAUACAUCAACACCCACUAGUGUUUUUCAGCAUGUUAUUGUUCAACCAAGUCAUUUAGUACAAGUACCAAAGCCGUUGCCUCACUGCGAGGACAACAAUAAAAGCAACGGUGUUGUUUAUGCCAGUCAUGAAGUAUCUCCAGUAUAUCAACACCAUCCUCAGCCAUUGCUGAACAGUAGUGUAGUGCGCAAUUGGAAAAAAGCUUUUUCCUGGCAGACAGUGGUAGAUCAGCCGGAAGUGAGUCCACCACCAUCGGCAUUGAGUCCACCCCUUAGCGCUCCACCAAUACCGUUGAAUAUUGGGAAUUCUGGUGAAGAACCUUCAUCCGGGCCUGCACCAGAUCCUAUUACGCCGGCAGAAGAGGAGGAUGAUGAUGUAUUUGAAGCUGAACCAACUACUCCUGCUGAAAUAGAAGCUAAUUCAAAUAAACGCCGUAGUCAAUCUCUCAGUGCGCUGCAUAGUAAAGAGCCUCAAAGUCCUUCUGUUAAGUCAAAAGACCCACGUAUAAGGCGGCCAAUGAAUGCCUUUAUGAUAUUUUCAAAACGUCACCGAGCUGUUGUGCAUCAGAGACAUCCAAAUCAAGACAAUCGUACUGUAUCAAAAAUAUUGGGUGAAUGGUGGUAUGCAUUAGGUCCUGAAGAGAAACAAAAAUAUCAUGAUUUGGCGUCUGAAGUUAAAGAAGCACACUUUAAAGCCCAUCCGGACUGGAAAUGGUGCAGUAAAGAUAGACGGAAAUCCUCGACGACUAGCUUCAAGGGCAAUGAAUCAAGAAGCAAGCUCAAUAGUACGGGAGAGGAAACGGAUGUGGGUCCUUCCAGUGAAGAUGUUCCAUUGACGCCCCGUGCUUCAGAUGAAAUGUACGUUCCUGUUACUGCUGUAUAUAAUGAGACAUCGAGUACUGAGAAUAAUGUUAGUCAAUCUCAUCCAUCUCAACGAGUUCAAGAGCAUCAAAUGCAAACGGAAAACUCAGAUUUCGGAGUAAAGCAAGAGGAAGAUGGUAAUGCAUCCGACGAUGAUCAUCAAAUGGUCAUUUGUGAAGAUCCUCAACCGGAUACAGACUUAAAAGCCAAAUCUAAAGUCGUUGAUAAUGGUAUUGAGAUGCAGCAGGAAGAAAACACGGAGAAUAAUUUUAAUCAGUCAAGAUAUUCACCGGUAGGCGGUCAGAAUAGGGAGGGUCAAAAUAUGAAUACUGAAAUAACUUGCCGUCCCAAACCUAUUAAAGGUACUGAAACGACAACAAAAUAUCAUCAUGCGUCCAUAGAUAAAGGUGGAUCCGUAUCGGUAUUGUCACCUUAUUCUUAUCUCAGUCCAGUAAAUCCUACUGGAGUGUCUGGAUUUCAACCAAAGGGAGGUGCUUUUAUAACGAUGCCUAUAUCGCCAAAAGUCGUGAAACCCGAACCUAUCAAAGGGGAUCAGCAGUAUGCGACGCAAUAUAGCGUCAAUAACUUAGUAUCAAGUGUUCAUACAGAAAACGGGCGAAAUAUUUCAAAAUUCACUGCUGCAUCUGUACUGCAUUCGAUUGGAUCAAAACCGAUGAUGGCUGUACUGAAACAUCAGCCUUUGCAGUCAAUAACUACUCAGCGUUCCCAAACAACAGUCGCGCCCUAUCAAACCCCGCUUACUCUUACAUUAUUAAAUAAUGAUUUGGUGGCUGUUUCUAAACAACAACAGGGUACCGCACAAUAUCUUGGACCAACUGGUCAGCAUUCAAGGAUGUUUUCUAUUCCUAGUUUUCACAUUUCCGACAGUGGAAGUCGCAAUGUUGCAGUACAAGGCUUUGCUGUGACUGGAAAUAAAAUUGAAACACCCAGUGUAAUUGUAACUAAAUCUCAUUCACUUGUCACUAAUUCAAAUCCCAGUACACCGAGUCAUCGUGAAAUUGGACAUUCAAUUGCUCGGCUAGCAGAACCAGAGAAAAAAGAUAAUUUAAUUACUAAUAAUCAUGUGCAAUAUUGUGGCAAUAAUAUAAAAGUAGAACAAGAAAGAAAAGAUGCUGUUAGUAUGCAUUUAAUCUCUGGUGUUGAAAAACACAUGCAGCCAUCAACGCCUCAUACUCCUCAUACACCUCACGCUAAUCAAAGUGUCAGUGAGCAUUCCUCGGGUGUAUUUUAUGCCGUUGAAGAAUCGCCUGGCAGAAAUAAUGAUGUUGGACAAAAUAAAGCUCCGUUUAUGUUAGCUCCUACGCCUGCUCAACUUGGUCGAGCUCCAUUGCAACGGAGGCAAUCUUUAGCUGUACCAACAUCGAAUGCUGGAGAUCAAGGAUCUAAUUGUCAACUCACGGAUAACCGUCAAAGAAAUUUACCAAAUUCAGAAUCACAACCACCAAAUUCUGCGGAGCCUUUAGCUUCUCCUUCGGCGGCUACUAAAAAAGGUUCUUUCUUCAAAAAAAAUGUUGAGGAUGGAAUGGAUAGAGUUCUCGAACAGGUAAACUUUCAGGAAAAGUUUUCAUCGUUACCCGAGUUUAAACCCGAAGACAUACAGAGUCCAAACGCUAUCAGUAUAAAUACUCCGGCUGGGUCUUCAGUUCAUACCCCAGCAACUGCUGGGCUUCAUUCAUCUGGUAUAUCACUUUCGAAUUCACGGAAAAAACCUAGCCUUGGAUCCCACAGACCUUCAAUAAAUGAAGAAGACGUCGAGUCGGAUGUUUCGAUAUCAGCCACACCAAAAUCAACAGCUAGCGUAAAGUUAACGGGAAACACAUUUUUUGGUCCAGAUUUUAAUGUCGAUGCCUUUAGAUUGAAUUCUGAGUUAGGAAACGAAGGCGAAACAAACUCACCAAGAACGCCAAAGACACCAGGCGGUGGGGUAAAUACUUCAGUUGGAAGUGGCCGUGCAGAUAACGAACGAGGUCCUCGUAAAGUCCUUGAAAGACGUCGGCAAUUAGUAAUGCAAUUGUUUCAAGAUCAAGGAUACUUUCCAUCUACACAGGCUACUUCAAACUUCCAGACGAAGCAUUCGGAUAUAUUUCCUAGCAAAGCUAGCUUACAGUUAAAAAUACGAGAAGUUCGUCAGAAAUUGAAUAAUUCGGGCUCGAUUCCUCCUAUAAGUGCUAGCAGUCUUGUUAGUCCAUUACCAGUAUCAGAACCUUCACCCAAUGUUACUGGAUCAGUUCCUUCAACAUCAAUGGGAGCUCCUCAAUCACUACCUGUAAGCAGUAGUGGUAGCUAGCGCCCAUACACCAACUGUGAUAAUGUAAAUUCGCGUGUUUCUCAACACGAGUACAUAAUAAUUCUUUGAAGAUAAAUUAAAAGGCGUUUGGGUAACAUAAUUAUUUCUUAACGUAAUCAGCAUAUGAUUGUUUUCAUUUUUUUUCGUACGAAUCAUGAGUUUCUUUAUUAUGUUUUUCUUGAUUAGAAAUAUCAAUGCGAUACUAGUGCAAUUUAAUAAACAAAAAUAUCUAAUCAGUACGGAAGGCAAAUUAAAA